Messenger RNA from Strongylocentrotus purpuratus (purple sea urchin), 4409 nucleotides. RefSeq names its product endosomal/lysosomal potassium channel TMEM175 (gene tmem175). NCBI's taxonomy places the organism in Eukaryota, Metazoa, Echinodermata, Echinoidea, Camarodonta, Strongylocentrotidae. The record is from RefSeq and is a predicted model, not a curated record. The coding region runs from base 1320 to 3062 and encodes 580 amino acids. The transcript is spliced from 21 exons. Gene Ontology annotation, molecular function: proton channel activity; potassium ion leak channel activity. Gene Ontology annotation, cellular component: endosome; lysosome.
UGCAAUCAAAAAGUAGCGAAAUCGUGAACGUGAGUGAAUAAAUGUGUGUGUCAAGUUCGCGAGCUGCUUGUCGACUUUAUUGAACCAACUUUAUUGAACCAACACAGAUCAUCACGGGUGGGAACAGAACAAUUUCCUGCGUUGACAAGGUAGGCGGGGUACUGAAGACAGAGACGAUCGCCUUUCUGUUUUGAGUGCUAAUUGUUCCGACUUCACACUCAGUGUCAUCAUUCGCAGACUCGACUCGAUAGUCUUGCUGCCGCUCGUUUAACUUUAGGGGGCAGCUAAAUAAAGACAACUCGGGAAUUAGGGACAACAGAACUUUUGCGACGUGAGAUCUUUUUUGUUGUUGAGGAGGAGCUUCACGCGGAUUGAUGACUCCGUCGCUUGGCGGCUGGAUGAAAACGCGCGAAAAGAAGGGACCACAAAUUAUUUAGUCAUCGCGAUUACUCGAUGGAUGUGAACUUUACGUUAUCGUCUGCUUUACGAAUCGCUUCUUAGGUCGUGUCUUAUUUGUUUUUAACGCUCGGAUUGCGCUGCAUUAUGACUCCAUAUCUGUGAUAAUUACAGCACAAUGACAAAUAGUAUGUAAUCAAUGAGUAUUGUUUUUUUUUUCGAGUAUGGCUGGGAUCUGUUAAUGCCAAUCAUUGUCGUUUACUAGCAUGACUGGAAUGUGACAGUUUAUUUGACAGCUACCUCGCUCCUUCACUUCAAAUCUUCGGAAUUUCGGAACCCUACAGUUCGCUUGGCGGCCCCCACUGCUACUGAAAAUUAGGCCUACCCGUCACUCUUGGAUCAUGAAUAAAGGUACGAGGACGUCUUUAUUAGGACCUAAGUAUAAUAUGUUGUGAGUUAUGUGUCAAUUACGAUAGGCGGAAAAUGAACGUACUGUAACAUACAUCGGAACUUCGUUAGUAGCCCCAGCGGUUGUUUAAUGGCUCGUCCGUAACUUUGAUUAAACCACUGACAUGAUUGACAUCUAGAACAAAUUCCCUUGCCGCUAAGCGAAUUUCCUGUCUUCAAGUUCUACGAAAAACCCUACGAAGAACAAUAUGAAGUAAUGCUUCGUUAUCAAGACAAGAAUGCCAAAUUUGCCUUUAUGUUUUAUUUACUUUGAAUAAUUUUCUUGUGAAUAAACUUAAUAAAUUUAAUUUGUUUUACUCAAAGACUGCAGCAUUGGGUUCGUGCUUUACCGUUUCAGAACUUGAUUUUAAUGGGUCUAUAUCUGUAUGGAUGUAUUCCAAGCUCUCUUCACUGAAGUGCAAAUUUAACAAUUUUAUGGACUUAUUUUGAAACACAAGCUUUCGUCAUCUUAAAAAAUGGAAAACAAUAGUCGGAGCGUUGACGGUGACUUGGAAAACCUCGUCAUCAAAAUGGACGACGUAGAGGAUGCCGAUCGCGAAGUCGUAAAAGACUGCUACGACGAUCUCGACGAUGAUGACGUCGACGAUAUGGUGCCUGGACCUACCCCAAUCAGUACUAACAGCACCAGGCUUGAGAUCAACCAGCACGACCACGACUGUAUACCAGUUGAGAAAAUUGGGAGUUACACGGACAUGAUUUUCGCUCUGUGUUUGACAGCCUUGAUAUUUCCGUUAGCAACUUCAACAAACCAUUACGAAGUGGCAGAGGAUUUAAGAGACAUCCUUGCACAGGAGUUUGCCAACAUCGUGGUUUACGUAGGCUCAUACAUCAUGCUUCUUUCUGUGUGGCAGCAACACUGUUGGGUUUUUGCCGGCUUUGAACAGAUAGGGGAUACAAUCUCCAUCCUUAACGUGGUGUUCCUGCUCUGUGUAACUUCACUGCCUUACUUUGCAUCUUUUACAGCCUCUCACCGGAGUACUCCUCUGUCCAUUCAGCUGUUUGCAUUCAGUCUUAUGCUGAUUGGUCUCACAAUGGCUGUGAUUGUGGCUUUCGCAUACAGAAAGAAAAAGAUGCUGAUCCGUGAGUUCCGUCAGAGAAGAUAUAAACCUUCUCUGGUUGAAUAUUUGCUAGCCUUCGGGCUUCACUCAUUAUUCUCAGCAUUAGCAGUAGCUGUGUCAAGACAGAGUGUCCUCGCAUCUUAUAUCUUCCUGAUGUUUGUAAUAUUUUCCGGGUAUUGUUCAGCGUUCUUCAUGGCACUUUACAAGUACUUGUUCGUUGGUUCAAAGCCCCAUCGUAAGUUAUGGAGGCAGUUUUGGACUCGGCUCUCCGCCCGACCACUCCCCAAGAUGAGAAUCAUAGCUCUCAUGGACGGAGUGUUUGCAGUGGUUGGUAUGCUCAUUUUGCUGAACCUCAUAGGCGAGAUGGCGCCUCAUCACAAACUCGAUGCGGCAAAAAGUUCUCGGCCCCUCGACUCACGACUCAAGGUGAUCCUGUAUCAAGAGAGAGAGAUUCUCUUAGCACACGGUGCGGCCUUUGUUUCUACAGGAAUGAUGUGGUAUAUACACACCAUGAUUUCAAAUCAAGUACCAACGAUUAGUAGAUACAUGCGGAUUGCCUUACAGUUGAUGAUGAUGUGUCUGGGUCUAACACCUUACAGCUUUAGACUCCUCAUCAGGUAUUCAAGAACAGCACGAGAGGAGGGGUCGUUAAGUGAGAACGAGGACACCACAAUCAUGUUCCACUGUGGUCUUCUGAUCUGCGCAUCAGGUAUGCAACUCAUCUACUGGAUUUCAGCUCAUUGGAAAAGGCAUAAGCAUCGUAUUCAUCACCACUUUGGAAUACACCAUGUCAAAGCUUUGACCUUACUGCUCGUCUUCCCCAUACUCAAUUUGACGUUGUUUCUUCUGGUCUUGAAACCGGGUACAGUGACAUCCAUGACAGUAUGGAGAGUCCAAACGGGUUCCGUGCUUAUUUUCCUCGCCGUCAAAAUGGUGUUCGAGAUUUACACUCAUGUCUCGAGACGAGGUCCACCGACGAAGUUUGAAUCACAGACAUCACGAGAUGAGGAUCUGGUCAAACUCGAAAGCAAGACAUGUACCUGUGACCGUGUUGCCUUAAGGAAAGACAAGAAGAGCAUCAAAGACGUGACGCGAACUUCAGGCAUUGCUGUCAUCUUCCAAGACAACGAAGAAACAUAGGAAUGACGUCAUCGUGACGGAGGGAAAAGGGGAUUCCCUGUCCAUCUUCAGCGAGAAAAGUGUCAGACUCUUGAUGGUGAUGAUGCAAAUGUGAUAAUGACGUUACCCUAGCUACGAAUUAACACUAUUGUGUGACUUCAAUUAUGUCUUUGAUGUACCGUGGACACUGUGGUAGUUUUUGUGACGUCACCUAGCUGCAGGGAAGGUCCCAGUGACGUCACUAAUCAGACCCAAAACCAAGCCCUAACUUGGACCUGAACUUGUCCUUGUUUGUAGGAUUUAUGACGCUUUGUCUCAGGUGUAGAUCGGAUACAGCUGAUUAUGGCAAUAGACACAAGGGAGCAAAGAUCUUAUAUUAUGGCUUUCCGAAUCUUUUUUUAUUUUUAUUGAACUCUUUGCAUCUUUGAAGAAUGCACAGUAUUCAAACUGGAUUCUCAGGGCGAAUUGGAGAUUGAAAACGAGUCAGACUAUAGGUUUGGAAUCGGAGGAACCUGCAAGUGGAGGAAGAGCGUCAUCGCGGAUUUGUGCUUGAGUGGGAGGUAAUAUGAUUCCCCAAUCACGCCGACAAGACCGGCAUCAGCGCCUUAAGUAUCCCCUGGAAUGGAUAUGUGCGCCAUAUAAAAGUAACUUUUUAUAUUAUCAUCAUGACAUUAUUUGCUAAUUAUUAAUAAGAGUGUUUGUUAGCACAAUGCUAAUUCAAAUGUGGGUAAUUAAUUGUUAUCUGUAAAAAAGGAAGAAAAAAACUAGCGCGAUCUCUCUCCAUAACAGAUCGAUGUGCAUCAUUCCAUCACGUUAUGGUGAAGUAAUAGGAAAAAAAGAAUCACAAAAGGCAGGCAUAUUGUACCACUGUUGACUUAAAUCUAAAUCAUAGCCUAUAAUAUACACGAAUGGAAAAUUUCAGAGGGAUUGUGGAGAGUAUACCAUGUUAAGGGUCUUGACUCCAGUUUCACAUAUGCAAUAAUGUAUUGUAACAAUGUUUUAACAUCAUCAAAACAUGCUUAUAGCUUUUUUAUGCUAAAACGUGAACUAUGAGUGUUUUUUUGUUUGUUUUUGUUUACCUGAAUGCUAAUAAAUACCUGUAUGCUUGAAAGUAGCAAACCAGAAGGCUGAUAGCUUUAAAUCUUUACCGAUGGACUUGGUAAUGACGAUUAGUACCUUGCCAUAGGGCACUAAACACGUACAUGUAUGCAACUAUUUUUGAGAAGUCAACCUGAGGUAAUUUCAAUGGCCUUGUACGUCCCCUCCUGUAAUGAGCGUAUUAUGGUGUAAGAAUAUGAUCCAAGUCCCACCGCGGCAAGACAUUGAUCUACAUUUGCCACUCUCCACCCAGGUGUUAAAUGGGUACCC